Molecule: messenger RNA, 2717 nt
Organism: Macrobrachium nipponense
Lineage: Eukaryota; Metazoa; Arthropoda; Malacostraca; Decapoda; Palaemonidae
Gene: Ras64B
Product: ras-like protein 2
Exons: 4
Coding region: 116-724 (202 amino acids)
Biological process (GO): Ras protein signal transduction
Cellular component (GO): plasma membrane
Molecular function (GO): GTP binding; GTPase activity; GDP binding
Source: RefSeq, a predicted model, not a curated record
UCGUUCGUCGCCGAGUGUGUGUGUCUGUGUCAGUCAAUUCAGUGUUGUUCUGACAGUGGAGUUGUAAGGUUGUGUCGACUCGUUCUCCCGGAGUACAUCAUAUUCUUUUUUUAUCAUGGGAAGGAAGAGCCCUAAGAAGGAUCCUCAUCCUGUCGUACAAAACUAUAAGAUAGUGGUCGUCGGAGGCGGCGGCGUAGGGAAAUCUGCCAUAACCAUUCAGUUCAUUCAGAGUUAUUUCGCCACCGACUACGACCCGACAAUAGAGGAUUCUUACACGAAACAGUGCGUCAUCGACGAUGUUGUUGCCAAACUCGAUAUUUUGGACACAGCCGGUCAGGAGGAAUUCAGUGCCAUGAGAGAGCAGUACAUGCGGUCUGGCGAGGGUUUCCUCUUGGUCUUCUCCGUAACUGAUCGGAACAGCUUCGAGGAACUUAUCCGUUUCCACAAGCAGAUUCUGAGAGUGAAAGAUCGUGAUGAAUUCCCUAUGCUGAUGGUAGCUAACAAAGCAGACUUGGAACACCAGAGAGUGACAAGUACAGAGGAAGCUCACACUCUAGCUAGACAGCUCAAGAUACCAUACAUUGAGUGCUCAGCGAAGAAUCGUACGAACAUUGACCAAACCUUCUACGAACUGGUCAGAAUAGUAAGGAAAUUCCAAGCAGCUGAACGACCUCCCGCUAAACCAGCUGCAAAGAAGAACAAAAGAUUUUGUGUGAUUGUCUGAAAAUUAUCCAGGUUACUUGUUAUAUUUUUUAAGGGAACUAUCUUUUCUUAUCAAGGUAAUUGCUUUCACAGUGGUGACCAAAGCUUGAAACAGCCAUUACUUGAAUAAUGAAAGCUGCAGUGGUACUGAUGAUAUCAGACAGUACAAGGUUAUAAAUAGACUGGUUUCUAUGUGUUUUACUCUGAAGGCUUCUAUACUUGGUGGCAGGUGCCUUAAUCACUGUCAUCAUUUAUGGAUACAGCAGUAUAUUACAAUGAUUUUCCAGUUGUACUACUGUAGGUCAUAUAAUGAAAUAUACAUUUAAAACCAUAUGUUUUAUAUAAUGGAGUAUUUUGUGAGAAAUGAGCACACCCUUUUCAAGAUUUUUGCACAUUUUGUACUACAAUACAGAGGAAAUUAAAAUUUGCUGAAGGUAUGUCAUUUACCAUCUUACAGAUCCAUUGAGAAAAAAAUCUUAGUGGCACUGUACAAUUUUCCAGUGUAUAGUUAACCAUUGAUGUUUGAAUCAAGGCCUGUUUUAGUAAAAAUUAGCACUGUUGGAUGCAUUUCUUAAUAAUUAAAGGCAUUUAUAAGCUUAAGUUGAAGCAUUUUGGCUGAUGUUUUAGGUGCUUUUGCAAGUUGUUAGUGAAAACCUUAGCAUGAUCUUCAGUGAAAGCUCAAAUAUUGUUGUAAAAAUUAUUUUUGAAGGUUGUAAAAAAGAAUUAUACAAGUUGAUGACAUAUACCUUUUCUCUCUAUCCAAGACUGAAAAGAAUCACAGGAAUUUACUUUAUCCUGAAAUUUUUUGUAUCAGGAUAUUUAAGAAUGUUAGGGAAUACAAAUGGAAAAGAAUUGCAUUAUGGCUUCCAUCUUUUAUACAAGACAGUAUUGCAAUAAGAAACAAAUGUUUGUAACCCAAGGUGGUGAUCUCAUUGUAACCUUUUUAGCAACUCUUCCACAGCUUUAGGUUCAUCAUUAUUCAGAAGCUAAUACUCAUCAUCCUUUUCAUUUUACUGUACAUGCAUCUUGACAGUGGCAUCAGUAUUGAAAGCCCAUAGUAUUGUUUCCACCUGCCACAGACUGGCUAUCAUUCAUCACAAGAGAUUUAUCAAAUUUCAUUGAAAUCUGAGUAAAAUCGCCUCUUUUAUUUUUAGAUUUGUAUUUUUUCUUUCUAAGCAAAACUUACUUUUACUGCAAAUAUAUUUUCCCAUUGUUGUACCUGUUUAUUGUCCAUUUUUAGUUAUUGUAUGUGCAUUGUUAACAAAUCUCUCCAUUGGAGAGAUAUGUUUAGAAGUGCAAAAGUAUUAAGUAUUUUGAAUUUCUUUUGAAUGAUAUUCUCAUUGCUACCAAAUAAUGUAAAAAUGUGUCUUCCAACCUGACAAGAAUGAGGUACUUCAUAACAACUAGUUACUCUUGACUAACACACAAGUUCAUAUUAAAAUGCUCUUUGACAAUACAACCACUGAAUGACAAUACCAACAAAGCAAUUCAAAUAUUUUUUCCACACAGUUUGCAUGUUGACAGAAGAACAAACUUCGUCAGCCAACAAAGAAUUUUGAACUUUUAUAGCCUUGAUGAAAUCGUUGCUCAUAAACGCUUGACGCUGUACCUCAUCCCAUGUGAGAAUGUCAUUCAGUCAAUAUCUAUAUAAAAACAAUGUCACAAUCAGUAACAGUAUUUUAUUUGUACUAUAGAUUUCUAGCUCAAGACUUCAUGCAUUAUGAGCUUUUUUACAUUCAAGGAGAGAGAUCAGAUCUCACUCUGGUGCUCCAGUUUUGUAAAUAUCAAAAGAGUUGUUAUUGAGCAUGAUUACUAUUUUGGUUACUUUUUAUCACUUAUUUAUGAAUCCUGGUCAAAAGGCAACAUGUAUUGCAAAGUUGUUGAUCCUUUUUAAAACUAAACUAUGGUAACAGGAUAAUUAUAUGAUGUCAUACAACUUUUGUACACCAAAUAUAAAAACAAGUGUAAAAUGCAAGACAACAGAACUUAUUGUACUAAUAAAAUGUGUUACUUUA